This is a messenger RNA of Ipomoea triloba (trilobed morning glory), 507 nucleotides long. RefSeq names its product transcription factor bHLH162-like. Gene Ontology annotation, biological process: regulation of transcription by RNA polymerase II. The record is from RefSeq and is a predicted model, not a curated record. Gene Ontology annotation, cellular component: RNA polymerase II transcription regulator complex. NCBI's taxonomy places the organism in Eukaryota, Viridiplantae, Streptophyta, Magnoliopsida, Solanales, Convolvulaceae. The coding region runs from base 1 to 507 and encodes 168 amino acids. Gene Ontology annotation, molecular function: RNA polymerase II transcription regulatory region sequence-specific DNA binding; protein dimerization activity; DNA-binding transcription factor activity, RNA polymerase II-specific. The transcript has 2 exons.
AUGCAGCCCAACAGCAGUUUGCCGAUGAGACCAAGACCGACGAAACCUGGCCGGAAUUGGACGGAGAAGAAUCGGCGGCAGCAAAUGAAAGUUCUAUAUCGUCGACUCGCCUCUCUCGUCUCUGGUGAAAACUGUCUGGAAAAAUGUCCGGCUUUUGACUUGUUGGAUCACGCCACGAACUACAUAAAAAAACUAGAGAAAAACGUUGAAGAGCUGAAAGCAAGAAAGGACAAUCUACAAGCAUCAGUGGUCGUAUUAGCCGUGAAUGACAAUGAGAGAGGCGAAAGUUUAGAGAUAAAUAUAGCGUGUGGGUGGGAGAACAAGAAGCUAAAGAUGGAUAAAGUGUUUCGGAUUCUUCAAGAGGAAGGCACAGAAGUUGUGAGUGCAACUAACUCCACUGUGGGCCUCAACAUCUACCAUACAAUUAUUUGCAAGGUAUACUAUACAGUAAUAAACAGCCAUUUUCAUCUGCUUUGUGUUAGCAUCGUGUUAGCCGGAGCCAGCUAA